UUUAUCAGUGAGAGAGUAUGUGAGCCCUGGUCGUCAAAUUGGAUGUUACUCAGCCUAGAUAAAUGAAGUUUCCUUAAUUGAAAAUGGAGAAAGUGGUAAUGUUAGACAUUCACAAUGGGCAGAAAUUGUGGAGAGUCUGCUUUUGACACUUCUUAUGAUAGAGAUUAAGAUGUCUUACAUGGAAUGGCAAGCCUAGCAAAAAUAUAACAGGACAACAGUGAAACAUGAUACAUGUAGGGCUUUAUUGGGACAUUGAAGAUACAUAGAGACAUUCAAAACAGUGCCAAGAACUUGCUAAGUCAGAAUGAUGACAAGAACCAAUUGUGAUGACAUCACGGCAACGCCGUGUAGGCAAAGGCAGGUUUUAGGUAGAUAUUGAUUACCGGUAACAUGUUAAUUUGUAAUCUGAUUGGCUCAUUUGAAUAUUGAUUAGUAACAUGAACUGCUAACGUCCUUUUCCCCCACCAAUCAUUGACUACCGUCGAUGUAAAGAAAAGCAGUGAUUGCUCAUAUUGGUUUACAUUAUCUUUAUCAUGAACACAUGGCACACUGGUUAGUUUUGUAAGCCAUGGAGCUACAUAUAAUAAAUUUUUGUACCAUCGUUCAUUGCAAUCAAGCAAAACCUGCUCACCUCAAAUUUUCAGUAUAUUUACAUGUACAUCGACCCUUUUCAGGAGUGAUGUUGAUUAGAUUACUCUGACUCAAUCUUACAAUCUUGCAGUGAGAAAUUAACUGUAACUGCUUGGCAAGUGAUAAUUGCCCUGUGGCAUUAACGUUGUAUGGUUCAAGUUGCAGGAAGCUCUAUAAGAGGUCAUGUUGGCUAUUUGUUAUUGUUAACUGGAACAAAUGUCCAUAUCUAAGGCAAUAUACCACAAGCAUUCAAUGCCACAUCGCUUGUAAAUGCUGGUAAGGAAGUGUGCCAUUCUCUUCUAGUCAAAUAUUGUGAGUCAUGUGCAAUGUUAUGUUGUAUCAAUGAUAACUGACAAAUGUAUUGAAACUGUUAAAAGCCCAUCUUCUUUUUAAGCAGCUCAGUGCAUGCACUGAGGUAGUAUUAUAUGUUAUAUCACAUUGUAGUACUACAUGCAUUUCUAGAAAUUUUAGAGAACGUAGGGUACUAUCUAAUGCAGUUUAGCUUAUACCAUGGCCAAAUUUCAAAAUACACUGUGCUACCACAAAAUGUGCUUGUCCUAAGUUUAAAUUUUACCUUUGCAGUUAAAGACUGUUAUCAUCUGUUCAAAGCUCCAGGAUAUGUAAGUGCUAUCCCAACUUGAAGGGGAUUGCUGGCAUAUAUAUGGCCUUUGUUUAGGGAGAAUCCUUUAUAGAUUACUGUACAUUGCAUCGUGUUUGUUAGCCACAACAUAAAAACCAUCUUUGUCCCUCAGUUGUGUUUCUAGUAUUUCCUAAAAAUGUGACAGGACGUAUUUAAAACUUCCUUAGAAGUGCAACUCCAAAGUAGCCCUUUUUUAUUCAUUUCCUUUUCUGUUUAUCUCUAAAAUACAUUAGGUAUGAAAACUUUGUUUAAUGUUAUCCUUCCCACUUCCUGUUCAUGUGUGCACUUGUUUUCUAGUUAAGAAUGUUCUGCACUUCUGUAUGUCUUGCUCUAAGUUUAUACGUUGUUUGUUCACUUGCAUUUUAUCAGUUUACUAACGUCUUGAUAUGCCUUGCUUCUUUCAUCGAGGGAAAUACAUCAGUACCAAGGAGGUUUUACCUACUUGAUAGUACUCAGCAGCAGGCUAUAACACAUGCACUUUUGUACUUUUGCAGAUAAAAAUGCAUAUAUUUGUUUACUUGUUGCUUUCUUUUUUUUCUUUCUGGUGAUUUCCUGUGUGUGCGAUUUUCUUUCGCUAUAAUGGAUCUGUUACUUAAUAAUGUUUUAGAUGGUAACCGUAAGGUAUUGGAGUCUUAUGUUUUACCAGUAACUAGUCAAACUAUGGUCUAACUUAACUUAACAGAGGCAGUUACCAUUGUUUAUAUCAAGAUAGGAUACUCCACCAAACAGAUCCCUUUUUGUCGAAAUAGACCAUUGUUUUGAGCAUUGCCCAUUCACAAACAAGUAGGUUCAGGUCCGGCCAUGGACCUGAACCGCUGGACCGUACCUGGACCUGAAUUUGCUGUACCGGUAACUUGUAACGUUACCUUUUCAUAGCCACCUGAUAUAUAUUUUAUAGACUUGCCAUGUAUACUACUAACUUUAUCGGUGAUAGUUGGGGUCAAAAGUUAAAGGUUACUAUUCCAACAUGGCGGCGGUGAGUGCAGACGAAUUCGUCGACACUCAGACCGUGACUUACUCCAAUCCUAAACAUUUCUCGAGCUUUUUCGCGGUGUUGGGGGAUCUUCAAACUAACGGUCACUUCCAGGAUGUCACUCUUGAAGUCUGCGGGCGUUUAUUUCCGUGUCAUCGGUUGGUUUUAGCGGGUGUCAGUCCUUAUUUCCAUGGCAUGUUUGCAGUGCGCAAUAAGGAAGAACGCAUUUCUGUCCAAGACCCUUGCUUAGACACAAGCAGUAUCAACUCUAUCAUACAGUACGCUUACAGUGGAAAACUCGAGUUGUCCACGGAUGACUUGGAAGGCGUUCAGAGACUGGCCGUUGCGGCGAAGUUCCUCCAAGUUGAUUUUGUUUACGAGACUUGCACCGCACUUCUAGAAUCCCAACUGGAUAUAACUAAUGCCGCUCAGACCUACAUCUUUGCGGCCUCAAAUGACGUGGAGAAACUGCAAGUCUCCAGCAAAGCGUUUAUCUGUAGACACUUCCCUCGGGUGAGUUCGACGGAAGGUUUUAAAGAACUGUCUCCAGACCAGUUCCUGGACUUGAUCAGCCAUGACGAACUCGACGUUAAGUCUGAAAUCUUGGUCUGGGAGGCAGCAACAAAAUGGCUUGAGUCGGACGCCUUCAAUAGAACUGUUCACCUAACAGCAAUCCUUCAGAAGGUCCGGUUUUCUCUCAUGACACCAGACGACAUUGAAGUUAUAAAAACCCACAAGUUGCUCGGCGAGCCACACGCGGCACAAAUACUCGCCACGCAAAUCCAGUCAGCCGAGGAAGACAGCGACCGGCCGCCGGAGUGUAGUCGGAAGAGGUACGGCAUGGCCGCCGAGGAAAUGCUGCUGAUCUUCGGUGCCUGUAGCACGGACUCCAGGUGGGAGGACCUCACAGAGGGCCGCGUGUCGAGUGCAGAGGAGUUGGAGGGAACGCUGGCCUGCUACAGCCCUCUGACCAGGGAAGUGUACAGCAUGGCCAAACCGGGGGACACCUGUCCAGCAGCCGUGGUAGCAACGCCAUCUAGCGACAUCUAUGCCAUCUACACCACUUCAGCACCAAGGUUUCUUCAGUACGACCAUUUCCACAGCUGCUGGGUGGAGAGAGCCGCACCGCUGACGUGGCCCUGCCAUCCGCGUGAGCUAGUCUGCUCUCACGGCUGCCUGUACCUGUUCUCAGAUGAUGAUGACAUGACAGUCCAGCAGUACCAGCCUAAAGUAAACCAGUGGUUUAAAGUAGCGUCGCUCCCACUGGACGAUGACACCGUCUGUGUGAGUCUAAACGAUCGUCUGUACGCCGUUGGUCCCGAGGAGACAAAGCGUUACGACCACAACGCUGACAGUUGGGAGCCUCGUGCAUCCCUCCGCGGAAAACUGGAUCGGAUCGCCAACGCCGUCUCCUGCGGCGGGAGGAUCUACUGCACAGACUACGACCUGACAAAGAUGAUGUCAUACAGCCCGGUUCGCGACAAGUGGAAGACAGCGACGUGCGAGCUGCCCGACUGCAGCUAUUUCCACCUCGUCGUGUCCGAGACUCACGACGAGCUGUUCGGAUUGGCCAGCCGAGCGCGGGAUCCGGACCAACCACUGGUGAAUAAGGUUCUGUACAGGUAUAACCCAGGAGCGCACAGGUGGGAGCACUUACUGGACAUUCCAAACAGGUUGUCGGUGUUUGACACCUACACGUGCCUGGCAGCCCGGAUGUACCCCCCUGCACUCGGAGGGGGGGACCAGUUCCCUGACCUGGAGGACCCAGGGGGGGACAGUGAUGAUGGAAGCAACUCUCUUGAUGAUGAUGGUGAUGAUGAUGAUGAUCAAACAGACGGUCAAUGACUCUAGAAAUCGUUAAGGGACAAAGAGAAAACUAUGAUCACUGGUGUGCCAAUGAUGAUAUUAGCAGAAGAAUUAUACCUAAAUCUUAUACAAAUAAAUUGACAGAAAGAA
Molecule: messenger RNA, 4199 nt
Organism: Branchiostoma floridae (Florida lancelet)
Lineage: Eukaryota; Metazoa; Chordata; Leptocardii; Amphioxiformes; Branchiostomatidae
Product: kelch repeat and BTB domain-containing protein 7-like
Exons: 4
Coding region: 2238-4088 (616 amino acids)
Molecular function (GO): protein binding
Source: RefSeq, a predicted model, not a curated record